This is a messenger RNA of Ilex paraguariensis (yerba mate), 384 nucleotides long. Lineage: Eukaryota; Viridiplantae; Streptophyta; Magnoliopsida; Aquifoliales; Aquifoliaceae. The record is from the annotation of a GenBank genome assembly.
AUGGAAUCCAAAGUUCUUGUAGAUGACAGAGGAGAGAAAUGUAUAAAACACUAUAGCAGUUCUCACAAGAUUUUGCUAGUUGGUGAGGGAGAUUUCUCCUUUGCCGCAAGGCUUCAUCAGAAUGUUAUUAAGGCAUUCUUGAAGAAUGCACGUGAUAUGUUAACAGAGAGUGGUCAAAUACACGUGACUCAUAAGACAUCGUACCCGUAUACUAUGUGGGAAAUAACAAAACUAGCAGAGGAGGGUGGGUUGCAGUUAGUGGAAGAAGUGCCUUUCACGAAAUGGGAUUAUCCAGCUAUCAAAAUAAAAAAGCAUAUGGGUAUAAAAGCAAUAGGACAUUCCCUGUCGGAGAAUGUAGUACUUUCAAAUUUGCCAAUGCCUUAA